Mercurialis annua (annual mercury) is the source of this 2813-nucleotide messenger RNA. Its product is annotated as F-box/kelch-repeat protein At3g06240-like. NCBI's taxonomy places the organism in Eukaryota, Viridiplantae, Streptophyta, Magnoliopsida, Malpighiales, Euphorbiaceae. The transcript has 2 exons. The record is from RefSeq and is a predicted model, not a curated record. The coding region runs from base 483 to 1664 and encodes 393 amino acids. Gene Ontology annotation, molecular function: protein binding.
CGUGCAUAGUACGUAAUGCGAAACUAGUCGUAUCAAAAGCUUUGUCCAUCAGUCCGCACCACUACCACCGGCACCACUUCUUCCGCCGACGCCAGUUCCUCCACCGUCCUCGCCUUAUCGACUGAAUCCCACAUUAUCGACAAGCCUGAGGAUCAAUCUUAUACUUGUUUCAGCGAUGGCUCUUCAAAUUAGGAGCAUGUACUGUUGAAGGAUGCCCGAUAAACAACUGGGUGUUCAUUGUUUCUUUCUUAAAAUCAAAAAUUAAUUGAAAUUGGUUUCUAUGAAAUGGGUCUGAAAUGGGUUUUCUAAAAUAGAAACCCUAAACCACGUCGACGGGAAGAAGGGCGGACGCCAGCUCCUCCGGUGGACCAAUUUUUGUUUCAUAAAAGUAGGUUUUGAUAAUCUCAAUGACAUUACAGAGUUCUUGGAAGGUAUUAUGCUUUUUGUAUUUAUAUAUUCUGAAUUAAGUUGAGAGAUUGAAAAUGAAAAAAACUGAGAUGUCAGAAUACUUACCUGAAGAGGUUAUAGUUCAAAUAUUAAGCAAAUUGCCUGUCAAGUCCAUUUUGAAAUUCACCUGUGUCUGCAAAUUGUGGAAUUCUAUCAUCAGAACCCCUCAUUUCAUCUCUACCCAAAAUCACAAUACUUUCUCAUCAAACAAACAUCACCAUUACAUUUUUCUGCUUCACCCUGAUAAGUUGGAGUAUCGGUACUCUAUGCAUUUCGACAACAAAGAUUUCGAUGAAUACCUAUCCGUACAACCACUCUUCAACCAAGCCGACGCUUGUGAAGUGGUCGGCUCGAGUAACGGUCUUGUUUGCCUCUCUUAUUUCUAUAAAAAGAAUAGCAACUUUAACCGCAACAUAUAUAAAUUUGUCAUUUGGAACCCUUCCAUUAGAAAAUAUUUGCUCGUACCUGACCCUAGUUUUCCCCUUCUAGAUUCGAGUUACUCUUCAAUUCACUCAAAAUUAUUGGGGUUUGGCUUUGAUUCAAGAUUUAAUGAUUACAAAUUGUUUGUGGCUCAGUAUUCUACCUCUACUAUAGAUGUGGUUCUCUAUUCACUCAAUUCUAAUACUUGGAAGAAAAUCACUGAUGUUCCUCCCAUCAGCUAUGGAAAUCAACUGUUUUCUAUACGCCCUUCAACUUUCGUCGAUGGUAAGUUUUAUUGGCAUCCUUAUGAGUUAACUAGGAAGUUGGUGCUGGUGUUUGAUUUAAGUGAUGAGAUGUUUGGAGAUAUAUCAUUGCCCGCUGAAUGUUUGGAAAAUUUUAACAAAUGGAAUUUUCAAAUCAAAGCAUUUGGAGAAUCAUCCAUUGCAGUCAUUAUUCGAAAUAAUAUUUAUGAGAACGACAUAUGGGUGAUGAAAGAGUAUGGGACUGGUGAAUGGUUGAAGUUAGCUAGAGUUGGAAAAUUGUGGAGGGGAUCAUCUAAUGUGCUUGGGUUUAGAAAUAAUGGUGAAAUAUUAGUUCAUUUUUGUAGAGGGCAACGCUUAACCUCCUAUAACUUAAAUGGACGGAUAAAAAAUCUACUGGCUUUGAGCAAAGAAAAGAAUAGCAGGCCUCCUUUUGCUUAUAGGCAUGUUGAGAGCCUAGCAUUACUUGACAAAGGUAAUGAUAUUUCUAACGAGCUAUCAAUUUCAUUUACGGGUCAUGAGUUUCAUGACUCAUGAGCAAAUAUGGUGUAGCGUGGUCAUGGAGGUUCUCCAGGACGAUUCUUAUUUCUGUGGCUACUUGGAGAGCCAUACAAAUGCAGCGAUUCAUCGAUGAUUCAGACAAUGGAAAUGUUUUAAUCGAUUCAGCAAUCAACUAUUUUUUCUCUUCUCUAUGCCCUUGAUUUUCUUCUCUUCUCUUCAGCGGUGCUCGAAGUUCAAAUUACUGCCUUGGGAAUCGAUUGUGAGGUCAACAGCGAUGCUUUUUUCAUUACAACUAAUUUCUUUUAGGUUUUAAUCGAUUGAUUUUAAUUUUUUUUUAUGUUUCUAUUUCAAUAUUUUUUAGUGAUCUGGUGCGAUCCUUGGGCAUAUUGUGUUAUUGAGUUUGUCUCUGCAUUUUCUCAUCGUCCUUACAACAAAUUACCACGGCUUACAACUGAUGUUUCUGUAAGUACUUGAUAAUUAAUGAACUUUCCUUCAUUGAUUUUUCUUUUGGUUGCUUGAAGACUUAUGACUCAGUAGUCAGUGACAGUUCCUUACAUAUAUCCUUGCAAUCUAUCUUUUGGUUGUACAUUUUGGUUAUUGAAGAAGAUUUGAAGGCCUUUGUUUGCAAUAGAUAACUUGUAGAAAUGUGUAUCUGUUUGUAUUGGCUUAUUGGAUAGAGUGAGGUUUAAGAUUGAAGAAGUGAAAAAGGGGACAAUUGAUAUUAGAGGGUAUACAAAGAGUUGGGCAUGUAAGGGUAUACAAAGAGUUGCGUUAAGUUAUUUUCGUCCAAAGAUUCUUAUCGUUUCUACCCCGAACUACGAAUAUAAUGUGAUUCUCCAAAGAUCUACUCUUACAAACCAAGAAGAAGAUCCAGAUGAGAAAACAGAGUCGCAAUCUUGCAAAUUUCGCAACCAUGAUCACAAAUUUGAGUGGACUAGAGAGCAGUUCAAUAACUAGGCGACUGAAUUAGCCGGACGAAACAAUUACAGCGUCGAGUUCACUGGCGUUGGUGGUUCUGCAGAUGUGGAACCGGGGUUUGCUUCCCAGAUUGCCGUCUUCACGAGAGGGAUUCUAUCUCAAGAAGAUUAUACUUUAAACAAUGAAAAACAUGCACAUAGUUGCAAGGUUAUAUGGGAGUGGGACAAUAAUAACAGAACUGAGUCUGCCUUUUGACAAAUAUCUGCA